Messenger RNA from Parnassius apollo (apollo), 666 nucleotides. NCBI's taxonomy places the organism in Eukaryota, Metazoa, Arthropoda, Insecta, Lepidoptera, Papilionidae. The record is from the annotation of a GenBank genome assembly.
AUGCUUUUCUUUAAAAAGAAAUUUCGCGACACGAAUAAAAUGGGUGUUACGGUCUUACAGCAAUAUCCAGUGCCUGAAAACAAAACUGGUACCUAUGUUAUUGAAUUACUUACAAAACGAAUCUUAGCACUAGGAGCAACUCAGCAAGGGCAGUUUUUAGUGGAUUGCGAGAGUUAUUUAUCACAUCCUCAAAUGGGAACAACAAAAACGGUCCACAUCCUUCAUAAUUCGGAACAGCCUGCCUCCGUGUUCUCAAUUUUAGAAAGCGGCACAAAAAAUAUUCAUGUUAUUGCUGACGGAUUAUUUGAUCUGCUUAUGAUGAAGCUAUCUCAGCAUUAUACAUCAAAGAAGCAAACUAAAAUAGAGAGUAAAGGUCCCAGGUUCGAGCUGGGAGAUUUUUGUGUUAAAUUAGGCUCUGUGACAAUGAAUCAGAAUUUUAAGGGAAUACUUAUUGAGGUGGAAUAUCGACCAUGUGUAAUGGCGAAUGCAGUAUGGGGACUUCUCCGUGAAUUUCUACAGGGUCUUUUAGGCCCAUCAGUGCCUGUUCAACCUCCACAACAUUUACUCAGUAGAAUGAAUGAGAUUUAUACACCAAUAGACACAAUAUAUCAGUAUUUAGAACAUUUUAGUGCUUAUAGAAAGACAACUGGACUGAGAAGUGCGUAA